Gekko japonicus is the source of this 744-nucleotide messenger RNA. RefSeq names its product caspase-7-like. The transcript has 4 exons. Gene Ontology annotation, biological process: proteolysis. The coding region runs from base 1 to 744 and encodes 247 amino acids. Gene Ontology annotation, molecular function: cysteine-type endopeptidase activity. The record is from RefSeq and is a predicted model, not a curated record. Lineage: Eukaryota; Metazoa; Chordata; Lepidosauria; Squamata; Gekkonidae.
AUGGCAGACCAAAGAAAGAACAGGGCUCUUCUCAUUGUAAAUUAUGACUUCUAUAGAAGCCCAAACAGGCUCCUGGAUAGACCCGGUGCAGUGAAGGAAGCAGACAGGCUCUUCAAAGCAUUAUCCGACUGCAAUUAUGCCGUGCAAUUGCAUUAUGACUUGACAGCUAAGGAAAUACAAGAACUUUAUGAGAAAGAAUGUGAUGCAGAUCACGGAGACUAUUUUGUAAGCAUCCUAUCCAGCCACGGAGAGGAAGGGGUCAUAUUUGACUGUGAAGGACAACCAGUUAAGCUGACACAGAUUUUCGAAGCACUGUCUCUACCAAGGAGCCAUAAACUGGCUGGAAAACCCAAAAUCUUUUUCAUACAGGCCUGCCGUGGAGAGGAAAUUGAUCCAGGCGUGUGCUUGCAGACGGACAGUGGUGAACCACAAACAGACUGUUUUUCACACUAUCUUUCUAUCCCAGAAAAUACUGCAGUAAUGUUUGCUUGUAGUCCAGGCUACGCGGCUUUCAUCAACCGAUGGGAAUCCAUGUUCCUCAAGGCUUUACUGGAGUUACUGGAAGGAGAGAACCGUCAACUCGAACUUACCAGUUUAAUGACCUGGAUUAACUGGAGAGUUGCAUUUCAUUUCGAGGCCAAGGGGAAACACGGCGGUGGUAAAGAGAUGCCCUGCUUUGUCACCAAUAUGGUGAAAAAGGUUUACCCUUUCUCUUCGCAAAGGAGGCUCAGCUCAAGGCAGUAG